AUGGGUAAUUACUAUUUGGCUGAUGCAAGAUAUGUCAAUGGUAAUGGAUUUUUGGCACCAUAUAGAGGUACUAGGUAUCAUUUACGAGAAUGGGAACUCAUUGGUCAUACACCUUCAAAUAAGGAAGAAUAUUUUAACAUGAAACAGUCACAAGCUAGGAAUAUCAUAGAAAGGUGUUUUGGUAUUUUGAAGAAACGUUGGGCGAUAUUACGAAGUCCUUCUUUCUAUCCAAUAAAACUUCAAGGAAGGAUGGUCAUAGCAUGUGCUUUGCUACAAAAUUUUAUUAGGAUGUACAUGGUUCUUGAUCCGGAAGAAAACACGACACUCACACUAGAAGAUAUGCCUAUAGGGGAAGAGCAAGUGGAAUCCAACGAUGAUGUUGAAUCUAUUGAUAUUGUUGAAUCGAGCAAUGAGUGGACUCAAUGGAGAGAUUACAUAGCCGAAGAGAUGUUUGAGUCGUGGAUGUCAAGUAGAUGA
Molecule: messenger RNA, 477 nt
Organism: Cynara cardunculus var. scolymus (artichoke)
Lineage: Eukaryota; Viridiplantae; Streptophyta; Magnoliopsida; Asterales; Asteraceae
Exons: 1
Coding region: 1-477 (158 amino acids)
Source: RefSeq, a predicted model, not a curated record